UGGCUAUAGGUUCUGUAAUGGAAAUCUCAGCAUACAAAACUACGAUACAAUUAAAUCGUGCAUUGGACCGAAAUUAUCGAUUAAUUUAAUCAAAUGAUAAAUCGCUGCCAUCCCUGAUAAUCAAUUGUUUUUAAUAUAACAUAAAUUAUUUUUACAAAUCUUACCGUUGUUUAAGUUGAAAUAAAAUCGUAAUGUCGAUAUUAACAAAAGAUAAUGCGAAGGAUCACUGUCGCACUUGUUUAAAACGACUUCUAGCGAGCACGGAGAGUAGUUCCAGUAUGUACAUCAAUGAGAUACCAGAUAACAAGGAUUUGCACUUCAAUAUCUGCAGCGAUGUGGAGUUGCAACAGCUCGUCUGUAUGUAUGUGGAAGAUGACUGCAAGAUUAAAGCGUCAAAUUGGGUUAUUCAAAAUUAUCCAGAAAAUGUUUGUCUUGCUUGCUAUAAUAAACUUCACAACUUCGCCGUAUUCCGUAAGCGAGCACAACAGAGUGCUGAAAAAUUACGCACAGUACUUAAUUGUAGCAGUGGCAUAAUAAAAGUUGAAAUAAAUUAUGAAGAGGACGAAUGUAAGCAGCAAAAAUAUGAGUCAUUGGAACCGCCAGCUCUGUAUGACAAGCUUCAGUUCAAGGACGCCCUCAUGGAAAACGAGGAAGUAUUUUUUGAAACAUCCGCCGCUAACUUGGCGGAUGAUGUAGAAUUAACUAAUGAAACAAAAGAUCCAUUUGGUCCAUCAGCCCCAUUGACAUCCGAAUGUACCGUGGAACAAAGUGAGGAGACCGAGAACUCAAUAAAAAAAGAAGAGCGAAAAGCAGGCAAAAAAGAAAAAAUCAAAUGCUCACAGUGUAGCCAAAGUUACUCCAUGAAAUCUGAAUUGGAUGCCCAUGUACGUCAAACACAUAAUGUAAAAAAAUUUCCAUUUUCGUGCGGUCAUUGUGACAAGGCAUACAGGUACAUACGUAGUCUGCAAGAGCAUAUGAAACAAAAGCAUCAAGCGGUGCUAAACGCACACGCUCAAUUUAAGUGCGACUUGUGUCCAAAAGCGUUUCUAACAGAUUUGUCACUGAAGAAGCAUAUGUGCUUCCAUAUUAAAGAAGAUAUGGCUCGUGUUUGUGGAAUAUGUAGCAAACGCUUUCCAAUAAAAAAUUUGCUUGUUGAACACUUGCGUACACAUUCUAACGAUGGCAGGAUACCAUGUGGUCAGUGUGAUAAGAGUUUUAUGUGGUAUCAGGACUUAUUGAACCAUGAACGUUCAUCACAUCUGAAAGAAAAACCAUAUCCCUGCAAACUUUGCGAUAAAUCCUUUCAAACUCAAAAAUCAUUGCGCUUUCACAGUUACAGGCAUUCCGGCGAGAAACCUUAUCUCUGCGACGUGUGUGGAAAAGAUUUUCGGCAGCCAACAGCUAUGAAACAACAUCGAUUAAAACAUUUCAAAGACGAGUUAAGGAAAUCGGAACGUUCACAUAAGCGAAAAAUGUCGUUCUUAACUAGGGAAAACGUUACGCAGCAUUGCCGUACUUGCUUGAAGAGCUUAAAAAUAGAUAAUAACAAUUUAAUAACAAGUUUCGCUGCAGCUGAGGAGGCACCCGAGUUCAAAGACUUUUCGAUAAGCAUCGGUAAUAAUGAAGAUAUACAAAAACUUAUCACUCUAUACAUGGACGGUAUUUUGACUGGAGAAGCAGCUGAAAGUAUGCUGGAAGAUUACCCCCAGUGUGUGUGCAUCAGCUGCUAUAAUAAUUUACAAAACAUUCAUACAUUUGGUCAAAAAAUAAAGAGAAGUGCCCAAAAACUGCAGGCGCUUUUGUGGCAGGGAGUUGCGAAAGUUGAGAUUGGCGAAGAUGAAAAUGAAAACCAACAGAAAUACGAAAAUGAUGUUAGUUCUAUGCAGGAUGAACGAGAUAUAUAUAAGUUGCUGCUUAAGGAUGCUCUAAUGGAAACGGAAACCGUUAUUUUAGAAACACAAAAUGCUGAAAGUAUAGAUAGCAAAGGUGUUGUAGAUCCUGAUCCCUUUGAAACCUCAAUGCCGGUAAAACUGAAGGAUAUACAACGUGAUUCCCAGCGUGAGGCAAUGUAUGAAGAAAGCAACGAUCAAGAAUGGGAAACCUAUAGUCAAGUAGAAUCGGAAAUUAAUUCAGAUAAAGGAAAUAGUAAAAUGGCACCUAAAGAUAUUUCAAGUGAUGCCCUGAACGACUUCCGAGGUGACGGUAAUUUGAAAACCAGAGAUCGUCGAGGAAGACUAUCUGCGACAUAUGUGUCCAAGAAAAUUAAAAAAUUGCACAAAUGUGUAAAAAAAGAUAUUGCAGUUUCUUAUGACAUUCAAGGACACCUGCAUUCAGAUGAGAUAGAUACCAAAAUUGACAAUAGAGUAAAAAAACGGAAUAAAGGAACGAAUAAACGUAACAAAGGAACAAAAAACAGCUUCAAAUGUGUGCAGUGUAGUCAUAGCUUUGCCCAUAAGAUUACACUCGAUGCUCACGUACGCAAAGUUCACGAAGGAAGUAAGCGGCCAUUUAAAUGCGAUCGAUGCGAAAAAUCGUAUAGCUUUAUCGGAGGACUUUAUACGCACAUAAAAGAAAUUCACGAAGCUGAGGUUCGGUCAUAUGCUUGUGACAAUCCUGGCUGUGGACGCAUUUAUACCAGUUUCAUUGCAAUGCAAAAGCACAAACGGCUGAAACACUCGGAUACACCUUGCCUAAAACAAUAUGUGUGCGAACAGUGUGGUGCGACAUUUAAUCAAUCUGGAAAUCUUAAAUACCAUCGACGUUCUAAACAUCCUACAGAGGCGGAACAAGCCGAGCAAGAGCAUUUGAAGCAGCGAUUUGAAUGUGACGUCUGUAAAAAACUAUUCCAUUCACGAUACACUUUAAAAUACCACACUCUACAACUACAUACAAAUGAAAUGAAGUAUGAGUGCAAUGUUUGUGGCCGCAGAAUGGCAAAAAAGUUUAUGCUUGUUCAACAUAUGCUAGUUCACUCAACCGACAAGAUGCCGUGCGAGCAUUGCGGCCGACAAUUUAUUAGAAAAUUUGAGUUGGAAGCGCACGUAAGGGCAGUGCACAUGAAAUUGAAACCCUUUGAAUGUCAGUAUUGUCCGGAGUGCUUUGCUUCAAGAAAAACGCUCCGACAUCACGAGUACAUACAUACCGGGGAAAAACCGUAUGUGUGUGAUGUCUGUGGUCAGGCGUACCGGCAACAGACAUGCUUGAAAAACCAUCGUAAAUCACACGAAAAAUUUAAUGCAGAUAACGUGUCAACAACAAACCACAAUCUAACCCCUCUAAAUUCGAUUUUGACAGCGCCAGCGGCUGUUAAAUCAUCGAAAAUAGUUUCACUGACAAAAGGCACUACCAUCUCAACAAGUUUUAAUAAAGACAUAGCGGGAGAUACGAUUAAGCACUCAGUUAGUUUUGCUGGAACAAAAACUAUCUAAUACAAUUUAGGCAAUAUAAUGAUAGAUUCUUACAUUUAGUGGCAACAGUUAAGGAGCUGGAUAUAAUUGCUUUUGCUCUUAUUAGAUGACCAAAAUAACCCCUUUUUUAAGAGAAGGCAAUACGAUUGCUCAAUUGUAAUCCUUCAAUUAUAUACGAUUACGAUUACUUUAAUUGUAAUCAUAAAUGUUAACAUUAUGAUUAUAAUAAUCGUAGUCUUAAAAAUUUAAAGACGAAGAUUACUUUAAGGGUAAUCAUAAAUAAAAUUACGAUUACGAACACUUUAGUUGUAAUCCUGAAAAUUAUUAUUAUUAUUAAUACAUACAGUUAAUCAAAAUCAAACAUUAUUUGAAGUACAUACCGCGACCACGAGUAGAAUAUUUCAACUUCAAACAAAUACGCGAAUUCAUAAUUUAAAAGCAAUACUUGCUCAUAGUAAAACUAAUUUCUCGAUUAUUGUAAUCUUAUUGCAGCCAUUUUCACGAAAGCAAUUUAGGUACAAAAUGAUAUUGAUUUUUUUUGAAUUAUAUGGAAAAUAAACAGAAAAAAGAAUCAUUUUACAUUCAAUAAUUUAUUGCAUGAUUGCGAUUACUUUAAUUGUAAUCCUAAAAAUUUGACGAUUACGACUACUGUAAUAGUAAUCCUAAUUUCUUAAAAUUUUUAGGUUUACGAUUACAGUAAUUCACAAUCAAGCAUAUCAUAAUUACAGUUACAGUAAUCGUAUUGCUAAGCA
Molecule: messenger RNA, 4159 nt
Organism: Rhagoletis pomonella (apple maggot)
Lineage: Eukaryota; Metazoa; Arthropoda; Insecta; Diptera; Tephritidae
Product: zinc finger protein 658B-like
Exons: 5
Coding region: 192-3428 (1078 amino acids)
Biological process (GO): regulation of transcription by RNA polymerase II
Cellular component (GO): nucleus
Molecular function (GO): zinc ion binding; DNA-binding transcription factor activity, RNA polymerase II-specific; RNA polymerase II transcription regulatory region sequence-specific DNA binding
Source: RefSeq, a predicted model, not a curated record